GGUGGCGGUAGGAAGCCGGAGACAGCAGGGUGACAGGUAGGCGGCGGUGCUGUCUUUGGGGGACGCAAAGUGCUAGAUGAAGAGGAUUUUUCUUUUCCUUCGGCCGCGGAAACUACAGAGGGGAGCUGGCGAGGGUGGUCUGGAAAGGCGGUAGCCGGUGUGUUGGUGGUCCCGGAACCUCUCGUAAACCAGAAUUGGAAAAUAUUUAACUCUUAACAAAUGAAUUCCCCACUUGAACUCUGCCGAAUUCCUGUGCCACCUCCUCCUUUAGAAAACUGAUCUUAAUACAGGGUUUGGUAUCAGGAUGAUGCUGGCCUCAUAAAAUGAGUAAGGGAGGAUUCCCUCUUUUUCUAUUGAUUGGAAUAGUUUCAGAAGGAAUGGUACCAGCUCCUCCUUGUACCUCUGGGAGAAUUUGGCUGUGAAUCCAUCUGGUCCUGGACUCUUUUUGGUUGAGAUAAAAGAGGAGUAGAAGGUAAAAGAAAAUGCUGGGAACUGACCGUUGUGUUGUGGAAGAAUGGUUAUCAGAAUUCAAGGCAUUACCUGACACUCAGAUCACCAGUUAUGCAGCAACUUUACACCGGAAAAAAACACUUGUACCAGCCCUCUAUAAAGUUAUUCAAGAUUCAAAUAAUGAGCUCCUGGAGCCUGUCUGCCAUCAGCUGUUUGAGCUCUAUCGUAGCUCAGAGGUUCGACUUAAGAGGUUCACACUGCAGUUCUUGCCAGAAUUGAUGUGGGUUUAUUUACGGCUUACAGUUAGCCGAGACAGACAGAGUAAUGGUUGCAUUGAAGCACUUCUGUUAGGAAUUUACAAUUUGGAAAUCGCUGAUAAAGAUGGGAACAAUAAAGUUCUGUCUUUCACUAUCCCCUCCUUAUCCAAGCCUUCAAUAUACCAUGAACCUUCAACAAUUGGAUCCAUGGCUUUGACAGAAGGGGCGUUGUGUCAGCAUGAUCUCAUCAGAGUUGUUUAUAGUGAUCUUCAUCCUCAGAGGGAAACGUUCACUGCACAGAACCGGUUUGAAGUCCUGAGUUUUCUCAUGCUGUGUUAUAAUUCUGCUAUUGUAUAUAUGCCUGCCUCAUCUUACCAAUCUCUUUGUCGGAUGGGUUCCAGGGUUUGUGUGAGUGGGUUUCCACGGCAACAUGAAAAACAUUGGAAAGAACUCUGUGGUCGAAUAGUAUUGGAUCCUGAAUUUAUGGUGCAACUUCUCACAGGGGUUUAUUAUGCCAUGUAUAAUGGGCAGUGGGACCUUGGCCAGGAAGUUCUUGAUGAUAUCAUUUAUAGAGCCCAGCUAGAGCUUUUUUCUCAACCACUAUUGGUUGCCAAUGCCAUGAAAAACUCAUUACCAUUUGAUGCUCCUGAUUCUACACAAGAAGGCCAGAAAGUCCUUAAAGUUGAAGUCACUCCAACGGUGCCGAGGAUUUCUCGGACUGCAAUUACAACAGCUUCAAUCCGUCGUCAUAGAUGGAGAAGAGAAGAUGGCUUUGACUUCUCAAACGAGGCUGACUCGAGUAUUCCUGGCUCCCCGAUCCAACACGGCUCCACUGACCUAGGGAUCAAACGUGUGCAAGAGGGGGAGGUGCUGGUGCGCAGGACCCCUGAGCAUGGCUCGCCGGAGCCCAACUCAGCAACAGCCACAACAGAGGGUGCUGAGGGUGUAAAUGGAGGAGAGGAGUCUGUAAACCUGAAUGAUGCAGAUGAAGGAUUUUCAUCAGGGGCUUCCCUCAGCAGUCAGCCAAUUGGGACCAAACCAUCCUCCUCUUCUCAGAGGGGAAGCUUAAGGAAAGUAGCAACUGGGCGUUCAGCCAAGGAUAAAGAAACAGCCUCUGCCAUCAAAUCCAGUGAGAGCCCUCGAGAUUCAGUAGUUCGCAAGCAGUAUGUACAGCAACCAACUGAUCUUAGUGUAGAUUCAGUUGAGCUGACACCAGUGAAGAAACACCUGAGCCUGCCUGCUGGCCAGGUGGUGCCAAAAACCAAUAGCUUAAGUCUAAUCCGGACAGCCAGUGCUUCCUCAAGUAAAUCAUUUGACUAUGUAAAUGGCAGUCAAGCAAGUACCAGCAUUGGGGUUGGCACUGAGGGAGGUACUAAUUUAGCAGCUAACAAUGCUAGUCGAUACUCAACUGUCAGUCUGCAGGAGGACCGGCUAGGUCAAGCUGGCGAAGGUAAAGAGCUCCUCAGCCCAGGAGCCCCCUUGACCAAGCAGUCCCGAUCCCCAAGUUUCAAUAUGCAGCUAAUAUCCCAGGUGUAGUUUUGACAUCCUCCCUCAUCUUUCUGCUUACCUUUUAAACUGAACAUUUCAUUGUGCAAGAAGACACUUCAUCUCACAUUGUGAAAAUAUUGGUCACUGUUAUCAGAUUUCAUUUAGUUUAGGUAUCUUCAUACUGUAUUUUGUAUCAAAACAGCAAUAAGGUUUUCUUUAUCCCUCUUUCCUACAUCUUCUCUUCACCUAUUCCUUGUAAAUGUGUUUGUGAAGCAGUAUAAAAUGUUUGCCUUUUCCAUGCCUUCCUUUCUCCUUGGGUGAUGUGCAAUCCAUCGUAGGCUGAUCGGUCCCAUUUCAACACUGUGAGACUGAGGAUACAUUAGAGGAAAUGGUGUAUAUGAUCCCUAUGAAACGAUUCUUUGGCUUUUGUUUAAAAACAAAACGGGUUUGUUCUCAUAAUCUAUAGAACUAUGAAGAUUACUGGAUCAUAUUUUUUUCUCUUAACCAGGAGUGCCUCAGAGAUUCUGCUAUGACUUUGGACUUCUCUGAGUCUGUGCAAUCAUUUUCUGGAGAAGCAUGGGGAAAGGUGGUAGACUGCUGCACUUUUUCAUUAAAAUGAGGGUAGCUCUUUCUCCACCCCCCCCAUCUCCUUUAUCCCGAAGACAUAAAUGUUCAAUUACAGAGGCAUUUAAAUCAAGUUGUGACCACCUCCAUUGGAGGGCAGGACUCUUAAGUUGAUUGUGUAAUUGAUAAUGCACUUUCUCAAUGGCUCUAUAGUCAUUAUUAACAUGUCUUCCCUCUUCCCCACAAGGACAUAUAAGGUCAUUUCUGUCCUUCAAGUUUGGCCAACUAACAAAUCAGAAUCUGAGGGGCAUGUUCUAUUUCCCAGGAAUGAUUGACACUUUGGUGCUGGGGUUUUGUGGGGGUGGGGGGUAGUUUUUGUUUAGCUUGUGUGGAGAUUGUGUGUGUGAGAGGAGAUUUUGAUUUUUUUUUUCUUUUCCUUUGUGAGCUGAUGGCUGAAGUGUAACAGUACAUCUUCAGGUAAAGAGAGGGAUUUCUCAAUCUACUUUCUGUUAUGUCAGACUAUAAGAGAAACCCUUUCAGCUGCUUUCUAGAUGUACCUAAAUUCAGUCAGAUAUUUUGGAUUAAGAAACCUAAAGUCCUGAUACAUUACAUACUCCAAGGAAAUAUAUCAGGGACAGACAAUUGGCUGAAAACACUGAUACUUCAAUGUGACGCAUUUUUAUAGAACAUUUCUACCAGGGGGUACUGACCUUGAUUUCUCCUACAAGGACCACACUGCCUUUGUGUUUAAUGUAAUGCAAUUUGUGUACCUUCUAAUCAUAUAUCUGCAGUUCCUCAUUUUUAUAAAACUUUGAAAUCAUGCCAGUAAGCUAGAUGUUGAAUGUAUGUAAGUAGCAUUUGGUAACUGCUAAGAGGUUACAAAAACAUUAUUGGUAAAAAAAAUUUUCUUAGUUCUGAUCUGGUUGGAUAAGAUUUUAUCAUAACCUUUUUUGGGUCUCAGGCUCUGGUGUUUGAAAAAGAAGGGAAAAUAUUGGGUUUUAAAAAAGUGUAUUGUGACUUAAACUGUUAUAAGUUAUCCUUCCACAGAAUACAUCAGAGCUAUUAGUGCUUUGUACAUUUAGAUGUUUUUACUUGAUUAUUGUUUAAGAAAAAUAUACUGAAUUUAUAGAAAGCAAGUAUUCUCCUAAUUAGCAAAGGUUAAAAUUUUAUCUCUACCAUUAAAAUUACAAUAGAUUUUGAUAAAUAACCAGAAAAAAACGCCUUUUUUUUCCACACCUAGCAAUCCUCCCGUUUUUAUUCUAAGAACUUUCUUUUUUCCCUAAGAGACUUUCUGUUAGACUCUUUAUAUAUGAGAUGCUUGUUUAAAUAUGGUGGUCUGUAACAUUUUCCAGCUCAUGUGAAAAUGGAAAACUAGAACCUGAACUAGUAUCUACAACAUUGCCAAAGUCCAGGGUAAAGCUAAAAGUUGAUAAAUAGACAAUUUAUUGAUUUGUGUGUGUCUCUGUGUGUGUGUGUAUAUAUAUAUAUAUGGUGUGUAUAUGUAUAUAUCACAAAGUUGUAUUUUAAAUAUUUUAAAUAUCCUUUCUUUUAAUUUAACUAAGGGAUGUCAAAUAAAUGAAAGGAGUUUAAAAAUAGCCAAAAUAAAUGAGCUGUAAAGGCCCAUAACAUACUAAAACAGGCAGUUUCAGGUAUGUAAGGAAAGGAGCAUUAUACUUACCUAGAAAGUGAGAUCUUGGCUAUGGCUGGAGGUCAGUCACUUUAUGGCAUAAAUUAUUUGGGAGGUAAAAAGACUGUUUUCAAUUCAAAUUGUGCAUUUAUUGGCAUCUAAAUCUAGCAUGAUUUUACUUAAAGCACAAAAGAAAUACCAUACAAUACCAAAUUACAGCAAAAGUUAGAAUAAAUGCAACAAAAUUUUCCUUUGGCUAGAAAUCUUAUGUUAUACCUGAAAAAUUGGUUUUAAAAAAUGUUCAUCUUGGCCGGGCGCGGUGGCUCACACCUGUAAUCCCAACACUCUGGGAGGCUGAGGUGGGUGAAUCAUGAGGUCAGGAGUUCGAGACCAGCCUGGCCAACAUGGUGAAACCCUGUCUCUACUAAAAAUACAAAAAAUUAGCUGGGCGUGGUGGCAAGCACCUAUAAUCCCAGCUACUCGGGAGGCUGAGGCAGGAGAAUCGCUUGAACCCGGGAGGUGGAGGUUGCAGUGAGCCAAGAACGCGCCACUGUACUCCAGUCCAGGCAACAGUGCAAGACUCCGUCUCUGGGAAAAAAAAAAAAAAAAAAAGUUCAUCUUAGAGGAUUUUAUUUAUCUGUAUGUAUAUACAUAUAUGCUUGUAUGUAUACAUACCCACAUUAACAUUUUAUGACCCUGUAACAUUUGUUUUCUCUUCUUUUAGGUGAUGUGAGUUGACCUCAGUGAAGAAACAUUUCAUUUAGUCUAAGCCUUGCAUUCAGGGUCUUAAAACAGAUUUCUUGUGCAAGAAUUAUUAUUAGUUAAAAUGGAAGGCGUUAGUUUAACAAACUGAGAGUCAAAUUUUCUAAGUUUUUAAAUAUGCAUUUUAACAUGCAUUAUUUUUGGCAUUUAAUUUAAAAUAAUUUUGUUUCAUAUAUACAACAGCUGUUACAGAUAUAUGCCAGCAAUAUUCAUACUUUUUUAACAAGCUCUUGUUAUAUAUUUUCUAAUUUCCAUAAAAGUCUAAUCAUCUAUGAAAAAGAUGUUUAGGGAGAAAAUACUUGUUUUCUGUAAUAAAACAAUUAGGUUGGUGCCAUGUAUGCCAAGUUGGAUAAAAGAAUACAAAGAAAUAGCUGAAGGUUUUGGGAGCUUGCUCUGACAUUAAUUACUAGAAAGCAAACUAAAAUGCAAAGUGAAUAGUUAACUCAGAAGAUUUGAUUUUUUGAAAUAGGGUCUCACUCUGUCCUCUAGGCUAGAGUGCAGUGGCACUAUCACGGCUCACUGCAGCCUCAGCCUCCCUGGGCUCAGGUGAUCCUCCCACCUCAGCCUCUGGAGUAGCUGGAACUCCAGGCAUGCACCACCACACCUGGCUAAUUUUUGUAUUUUUAGUAGAGACGAGGUUUUGCCAUGUUGCCCAGGCUGGUCUUGAACUCCUGGGCUUAAAAGAUCCACCCACCUGGCCUCCCAGAAGUGCUAGGAUUACAGACAUAACUACCACACCUGGCCUGAAGAUUUUUAAAUGUGAAAAUAUUUUAAGAAGCUAAGGGGAAAAUUGUUAUUUUAAAAUCCUGAUCCCCUUACCUUUAACCCUUACCAUUCCCCUUACCUUUCCAAUUCACUUUUCUUUGUCUAUUUAUUAUAGAAUCAGAAUUGUGCUAAGAAGAAACCCUAGAGAUAAUCUAGCUAGUCUCCCACUCCCUCUCCCCAACCUUCAUCCUCAAGAAACAGAGGCUCAGAGGUUGUGGUGUGAUCAAGAUCAUACACCAAAGCAGAGCCAGAAUCAAACCCAGUCUCCCAUGGGUUUGGGGAGGCAGUGGGUUGUUAACUCCAUUUUUGCAGUUUCUUUAUAGUUCUGGUCUAGUAGUUAGUGAAUAUAACACAUUAAGAAAAGUGUUAAAUCCAGAAAAAAUGUAGAGUAAUCUAGAUGGGGAAAUGUUGGAAAUGUUAAGUAUAUCUACAGACGUAAGGAUCAAUACAUUAUUCUAAUUUAUGCCUUACUAUUUUCUGCCACAUAACAGUUGUAUGCUGCCAUUUUAUAGUUGAAUACAUUUGUUGGGAUUUAUUUAAAUGUAAAAUAAACCCAAUGAAAUGGCUUUGAUCAGUGUUUUCUAGUUAUUUUAAAGUAAUUUUUGAGUCAGCCAGCUUUCAGUCACCAGUGUGGCAAGCUAAUUGUAUUGCACAAUAGAGUAUUGCAAAGUAAAGAUUAAAUAAAUUUGAUUCCAUUACUUUUUAAUGUAGAAAGAGACUGAAUCUUAUGCUUAGAGCAAAUGCAAGCAAUAUUUCCUUAUAUGAUUGAAAAAGGUUUUAUAGUGUGAUGCUUAUGAUUCCAAAUGGAACAGUGACCAUGAUGUCAUUUAAAGUGUGUAUAUACCAUAUAAAAUGUCUUAAAUGCGUUAGUCUCAGCUAUAUAAGCUCAGUAUUUCCAGUCUGUAUUCUCAGAUUCCACCUAGUAGCUUUAAAUUAAUUAAAAUUGUUUAUUAGACACUGGAAUACUGAGAAUAACUUCUUUCAGAUUUUGUUUGCACUACUUUUGUGAAUAUUUUAAUGGAGUCCAUUUUUGAGUACUUCAGUUGUUGACAAUCAGUUGUCUCAUUUAAAUCUCUGCAUGUUCAUUUGUAAAUAAAAAAUGUAAUACCUGUCUUUAGGGGUAGUCCCCUAUUUAUUACAAACACUGGCAAGGAAUAUCUCUCCAUUUCUGACCUUGGACUACAAAGUAUGUUUUGGGUUUUUCUUUUUUAAUCAGUAUUUCAGUUACAUCUUUGUUUUCAGCUUUAAAAAGUUUAACAGGUCAUGCCAAUGAUCAGAAAAUCUGUAAGAAUUUUAGAGCAAUUUUUCUACAUACGGCUAUGUUAAACAGUCUGAACAUGAGACUUUUUCUUUCAAGUUGAAGAUUAUUGUCAUCGUUUUACCACUAAGUUGGUUGAGACACUUACUUGUAAUACUUUAAUUUUUUUAAAGUGUUUUUAGAAACAAGUUGUUUGAAAACCAAUUAGAAAUUAGAAUAUUUGCCAGAUUAUAAGAAGACGGAAUGCAGUGUAAAACUGUUAACAAUGCUAAUAAAAUUAUGAGUCAUCAGAUUGGUACAGUUUUCCCUGCCAAGGUGGUCAUAUUGAUAAUGUAAGACAAAUUUUAGUAUUACUUGCAUUAUGUGUACCUAAUAGGUAUAUCAUACUGGUACUGAGCAUAUAUAGAAAAUACUAUUCAUAGAGGAGUCAUCACCACCCAACCUCCUUGCCCAUGUAGGCAUAUUUCUUCUGAACCUGACCACACAAGUACAACAUUUUGGUAACUUCAGUCUUUUCAGUAUUUUUGUAAUCUUAGCCAUAGUCCUAUGAGAAAUAUACAUAAGAGCAAACAAUUCAGGAUAGAAAUUAGCAGAAAGCUGGGAAUGAUGUGAAAUAACUGGCAGCAUAGUACAGAAAUGUAAGGUAUAUGUUUUGCUUCUGGAUUUUUAGAAAUUGUGCUAAUCAUGUUUACAAAUUAAGGCAUAUUCAGAUGUCUGCUAUUAUGUUUAAUAUUGAUUUUAUAAAAAAAUAGAAUUAGGUGUAGCUUAAAGUAUAAAUGAGUCUCUUUAAAAAUGUGUAUCUGGAAGUAGGUCUAAUAAAGAAAUCCUUUUAUUUUCAAAGAAAUGAACUUAAUUGGACAACUCAUCCCCAAUUACAGAAUUGAUAUCAAUAUGGUUUGCUGUAUUUGAGUAUAAACAGCUCAGUGUUAAUUAUAUCAAAGGAAGUUCUUUACAUCUUCAUUGAUUACAAAAUUUACCAAAGAAAAUGUAUCUACCAAAUAUAAUUUUUAAAGUACUUGUUAAGGAAUGAAGCCUCUUUAACAUAUAAAGUAUCUUAAAAAUAUUCUCUGACCUGGAAAAUAGGUUUACAGUAGCUAAAAGAUUCCAUUUUAGCUUUUCUUAUGUCAAUAAAUGUCAAUAUUUUACAUUUCCAGCGAAAGUACCCGUUAAAGACUAAAUCUAAAUAUUAUUCCUCAUAGCACAGUUUCUGGUCUCCUUAAAUUAAGGAUCCUACUCAUCAGGAUUGAAUAAAAAGGGGGAAAUUCCUAAAAUUGGUAUAUUGUAUAAUAUUGUGGGUUAAGUAAAAUUUAUGGGGGCAUUAUGGAAAUGUACCUAUUUUAAAGGGCAGUGGCAAUUACUAUAAGUAUAAUAUUGGUUAAACUGGUAAAGUUUGUUAAAUAAUUUAUGUCCAUGAUCAUUCUGUUUUUUUCUUUGCAGAAAAACAGGAUUGGGUUAAGAAAAGCUAAAAUACUCAUUUUUUAAAAUGUAUAGCCCAAUAAGAACUAAAUGAUUUAUUUCAAAAGUUAAAUAAUUUUUUUUGGAAAUCAUGAAAUGUAUUUGCAUAUUGAUGUUCCAAACAGGUUUUAUGUAUUGUUUUUUAUAGCAGGGAGUAGUUGAAAAGUAAUGAGUGUAUUGAUUAGCUGUCUUGGAAAGAGAGGAUUGGCUUUCUAACAAUCACUGAUACAGGUUUGGGUUUGGGGGGUUUGUUUUUUGUUUGUUUUUAAGUUUUAUCAUCCAUACUGAAUUGAGAGAUAUGCUCCAUGUUUAAAAACAUUUGUAAUAAGUUCAUCUACUUGACACUGAAUCUUUUUUAUUCUUACUCUAAAAUUAUUCUGGCUUUACAUUCAGUUUAAGUGGUUAAGUGAAACAGUUUUUAGGGUGCAAAAAUUAUUUUCCUACUGUUUUUCUCAUGAUAAUUUGAGUCUCCUGAGCUAUAAUUUCUGAAGGAUUUUUACUACUUUGGCAUUAUGUAAUCUGAUCUCUGUCACAAUGAUAGUAAAUAAGAACUAUCUCACUUUCAUAUGUUUGCUUCAUAAAAGGAUAUAGAAUGUACACAUCAGCUUUUUUUUUUUUUUAAACCAGCAUCAGCCUAUAACUUGGUAUAAACUUCCCAAGUAUUUAGAGAAUAGUGCUGGUGAAAAUUUAAAUAGGAUAGGCAUAUAGAAACUAUGACUUGUAUUGAGUGAUGUCCUUUCAACCUAGGACUAGUGACAACCUUCAUUUUUUCAGAGCUGAAGAAAAAACCAUGAAUUUAAGAUCAUAUUUAUUGGUGCAUGUAAGCCAUUAUCCUGUCUUAAUGAACCGAUUAAUGCUGUUGAUUGUUGAAAUGUGAAAUGUAGUCACUGUUGACCUUGUAAAUAUCUGCCAGAGAUGAAAAAAUAUUUUAAGUUAUUGUAAAUAAAGAUGUAUAAAAUUCAGUAUCAGUCUGCAAUGCAGAAACAUAUCUUAGAUGUUAAAAUACUGUGUUUGAGAGAUGUGUAAUUUACCCUUAGAUGUAUCUAGUUACAUUAAGAGUGUAAAUUUUUUUGUACAGUAUAAAAAUACAGCUCUAUUUGGCUUUUAA
Messenger RNA from Pongo pygmaeus (Bornean orangutan), 9734 nucleotides. It is a transcript of the gene HYCC2, whose product is annotated as hyccin PI4KA lipid kinase complex subunit 2. The transcript is spliced from 14 exons. Gene Ontology annotation, biological process: protein localization to plasma membrane; phosphatidylinositol phosphate biosynthetic process. NCBI's taxonomy places the organism in Eukaryota, Metazoa, Chordata, Mammalia, Primates, Hominidae. The coding region runs from base 483 to 2243 and encodes 586 amino acids. The record is from RefSeq and is a predicted model, not a curated record. Gene Ontology annotation, cellular component: plasma membrane.